GGAUAUGAUUAAAAAGCUGAAUGAAAUAAACAACUUCUCUGCCAAAGUCUGACUGCACGACUAUGCAUAAAUAUGCACGAUGCUUUUAGAAGUUUCUCUCAUCAUUUUUAUGAACGUACUGAUGAUUAUCAACGGUAGAGAUGAGAAUGAAUAUCGUUUAACCAGAUUUCUUCUCUCCAAUUACGACAAGAACGUCAGGCCUGCGAGGCAUACUGAUGAACCUGUGAACGUUACCUUUGGACUAGCACUAACCCAAAUUAUAGACGUCGAUGAAAGAAAUCAGAUUUUAACUACCAACUGCUGGCUGAAUCAGAUCUGGAUGGAUUACGGACUUCUUUGGAAUCAUUCAGAUUUCGGCGGAAUAAAAGUUAUUCGAAUUCCAGCGGAUAAAGUAUGGCGACCAGACAUAAUUUUGUACAACAACGCAGAUUCACAAUACAACAAUGCCAUACUCAGCACCAACGUCAUCGUUUCUUCAGACGGAAAUUUAACAUGGCUUUCCAGCGCCAUCUUUCGGAGCUCAUGCAAGAUAAAUGUAGCAUGGUUUCCAUUUGACGAGCAGAAUUGUUCAAUGAAAUUUGCAUCGUGGUCUUAUGACGGAUAUCGUGUGAAUGUCGUCAUUCAAACGAGAGAAGGUGAUUUGUCCAAUUAUGUGGAAAAUGGAGAAUGGGAUCUCAUCACGAUGCUCGUUGAAAGAAAUGAAGUCUUCUAUUCCUGUUGCCAGGAGCCUUAUCCUGAUGUGACGUUUCACAUCGUCCUGCGUCGAAGGCCAUUGUUUUAUGUCUUCAAUCUAAUACUUCCAUGCAUGCUGAUAACAGGUAUUGCCCUGCUCAGUUUCUAUAUGCCUUCUGACUCAGGGGAGAAGGUCACCCUCGGCAUUACCACCCUCCUGUCUAUGACCGUCUUCCUCAUGGUCAUAGGCGAAAGCAUGCCGCCCACCUCAGACACUGUGCCAUUAAUAGGUCUAUAUUAUGCUGUGGUGAUGACCUUGGUGUCCUUAGCAACGGCAAUGUCAGUGGUCACCCUGAAUAUUCACCAUCGUGGCCUGCACGGAAACGAAGUGCCUCCACUCGUCAAAAAGUUUGUGUUUGGUGUGCUGGCCAAGCUGCUCUUUAUAAGGGUCAAUGUUCCGGACACGAUGGAUGCCAGCAAUCCCGCUUAUUGUAGGAUGAAUACAAAAAUCAUGCCUGAAAGAGAAUACUGCGAAAACGGCAGAAUUUCGCCAAAGCUGUAUUGCAGCAACAACUGCAUCACGAAUCUUCACAGAGCAAUUAAAAAUCCAAAAGAGAACUUUGAGAUGCAAUUUUUGAAAAUUCUGGAAAAAAUCAGCCAAAGCAUAGACAAAAAUGAGAUAAGAGUUGUUGAACAAGACCGGAAAGACAAAAUAAAACUAGAGUGGCAACAGGUGGCGCUAAUAUUUGACCGACUGUUGUUAUGGGUGUUCAUUAUCGCAACACUCGGCACAACUUUUGGCAUACUUUCCAUGUCACCUCACGCCAGAUUAUAUUGAGUGAAUGAUGCUUUGAAGCCCAAUGAAAAUAUAAAGUUUAAAAAAGUUUCGUCCAAGUGUUCUCUUGGCGGCAAAUGCUAAAAUUGCAAAUGAAACGCUGGAUAAAAAUAUAAAAUAAUUGAAGCAAUGAAGAGUACAUAAGAAUGAUGUAUUAGCAUUUGAGAAUCGUUGGAAGAUUCUAGAAUGAGGUCUAGUCCGAAAUAUGUGUUUAUAGCGAUAUAAAUAAAGGACAAAAGUAGAUAUCGUUUUAAUUUCGUUCAAGCUAAUUAUGACAUCGAUUUAGAAUAAUUUAUCAGCAUGUAUGCCUCCAUUAAGGAAAUGGGUUUAAUUUUUUGUACAUUUGCGAUUUAAAAAGCAAAUAAUGGUUAAUUGCUGAUUCUCGAUUUAGGAUAAAUUUCCUUUUAUCUGAAUUUAAAUUUAAGCUUCAAUUCUUAUAUGUCAUUUCAAAUCUAAACUUCAUUCUCCUUUGCAAACAGUAUUAUUAUUUUUAUUCAUCUGAUUCUCAAUCAAUAAUCUCAGUUUUAAUCUCCUUAUAUUCAUUAUUUAUUUAGUUAUUAUUUAUAGUAUUUUUGUUAUUCUGU
Messenger RNA from Parasteatoda tepidariorum (common house spider), 2091 nucleotides. Its product is annotated as neuronal acetylcholine receptor subunit alpha-10. Gene Ontology annotation, molecular function: transmembrane signaling receptor activity; acetylcholine-gated monoatomic cation-selective channel activity. Gene Ontology annotation, biological process: monoatomic ion transmembrane transport. Lineage: Eukaryota; Metazoa; Arthropoda; Arachnida; Araneae; Theridiidae. The record is from RefSeq and is a predicted model, not a curated record. Gene Ontology annotation, cellular component: postsynaptic membrane.